Molecule: messenger RNA, 1825 nt
Organism: Dendrobium catenatum
Lineage: Eukaryota; Viridiplantae; Streptophyta; Magnoliopsida; Asparagales; Orchidaceae
Product: 7-deoxyloganetin glucosyltransferase-like
Exons: 2
Coding region: 159-1598 (479 amino acids)
Molecular function (GO): UDP-glycosyltransferase activity
Source: RefSeq, a predicted model, not a curated record
CAGGCCAACAGCUAAGCGUUUUCUACCACUAGUGCAAUUAGGAAGAGCAGAACAGCUAGACGCUGAUCUAAAAUUAAGCUCGUUCAGACGGAUAAAAGAGGGAGUGGGAGAGAGAGAGAGAGGGGAAGAGCUGUGAGCGAGGAAGAUAAGAAGAGUAGAUGGGUUCCCUUGCAGCAAAGAAGCCCCAUGCAGUGUGCAUCCCUUACCCCUCCCAAGGGCACAUAAGCCCCAUGCUGAUGCUAGCCAAGCUCCUCCAUGGCCGCGGCUUCCACAUCACCUUCGUCCUAACUGAAUAUAACUACAACCGCCUAGUUCGUUCACAAGGCCCAGAGGCCGUCAAGGGCCUUGCCGACUUCUGCUUCGAGACCAUCCCCGACGGCCUCCCUGCUUCCGAUGCUGACGCGACGCAGGACGUCCCUUCCCUCAGCGACUCCACAACGAAGAACUUCCUCGCCCCAUUCCGCCGUCUCAUCGCCAGGCUCAAUGAUUAUUCCCCUCCGGUAUCCUGUAUCGUCUCCGACGGAGUGAUGACCUUCACGCUAGACGCCGCUCGAGAGUUCGGCAUCUCAGAAAUCCUCUUCUGGACAGCCAGCGCCUGCGGCUUUCUCGCAUACAUCCACUAUCAGCAACUUAUCGAUCGUGGUCUCAUUCCUCUGAAAAGUGAGGCCGAUAUGAGCAACGGCUUUCUUGACACCAGAGUGGAUUGGAUUGCCGGGCUCACCGAUAGCAUGUCUCUCAAAGACUUUCCCAGCUUCAUCCGCACAACAGAUGCCAAAGACAUCAUGCUCAACUUCUUUUUGCACGAAACUAGCCGAGUCAACAUGGCCGACGCCAUCGUUAUUAACAACUUCGAAGAACUCGAAGCCCCCGCCCUCACGUCGCUGCAGAAAAUCCUUCCUCCCAUCUAUACCGUCGGCCCGCUCUCCGUCCUCGCGCGCGGCGCUGUUCCUAACGAAAGCCCUCUCGCCGCCAUCACUGCCAGCCUAUGGAAGGAGGACAGAACGUGCCUCAAUUGGCUCGACGGUAAGAAGCCUGCGUCAGUUGUAUACGUCAACUUUGGAAGCAUUACUGUGAUGACAAAGGAGCAGUUGGUCGAGUUCGCGUGGGGGCUGGCGAACAGCCGCUACAACUUUCUCUGGGUUAUCCGGCCCGACCUCGUGAAAGGAGAGUCCGCCGUGCUGCCGCCGGACUUCAUGGAGGAGAUUAAAGAGAGGGGAUUUUUGACGAGCUGGUGCGCACAGGAGGAGCUGCUUACACACCCGGCUGUAGGCGUCUUCUUGACCCACUCCGGCUGGAACUCGACGUUAGAGAGCUUAUGCGGCGGUGUGCCGAUGAUUUGUUGGCCGUUCUUUGGAGAGCAGCCGACGAACUGCAAGUACUCAUGCACCGAUUGGGGGGUUGGGAUGGAGAUUGAGAAAAAUGUGAGGAGGAAUGAAGUGGAGGAAUUGAUAAGGGAGAUGAUGGGAGGAGAAAAUGGGAAGAAGAUGAGGGAGAAGGCGGUGAAAUGGAAGGAGAGCGCAGCCAAGGCCACUGGACCCAAUGGCAGCUCAGCGGCCAACUUGGACAGGGUGGUGAAUGAAGUUCUUCGAAGAAGUUAAUUGAAAGAGAUGUUUUUACACCUUAUAUUAAUUAGAAGAAAUUCGUAUGGUUUGCAUUAAGAUGGCAAAAUUUUUGUACACUUCGCAACUUGCAGGGAUGACUAUAAUAUAUCCUCUUGGUGCUAGUUAUUUCAUAAUUUUGAGAGGUUUAUCUGUCAGUUUUAGCUAUAUAUAUAUACAUAUGGCUAGCUGUUGUAUGAUACUCAAUGAACGGGAAGUUUCUGAGA